Molecule: messenger RNA, 11682 nt
Organism: Drosophila elegans
Lineage: Eukaryota; Metazoa; Arthropoda; Insecta; Diptera; Drosophilidae
Gene: skd
Product: mediator of RNA polymerase II transcription subunit 13
Exons: 14
Coding region: 1415-10006 (2863 amino acids)
Biological process (GO): regulation of transcription by RNA polymerase II
Cellular component (GO): mediator complex
Molecular function (GO): transcription coregulator activity
Source: RefSeq, a predicted model, not a curated record
AAAUUAAAUAUAAAUAAUAGUGCCAAGUGUUGAUUUAUGACGAAUGAUUGUGGCGCAAAAUGAUUAAAUGGCAUUUAAGCCGUGUUUAAACAUUGCAGCGGAAAUGUUCAAUAGUUUUUAAUUGCUGUAGCGGUCGCUGCCCCGGCGCUUUGCGUGUGUGUGUGGGAGAAAGAGGAGUAGGAGAAUGAAAAAAGAGGAAUAUGCAACAACUGUGCGAUUUUAGUUAUCGGUGGCAUUUUUUUCGGCUAUUUCGAGUGGCCGAAAGUAAAAAUCUAAAAACCUGAGGUGUACACACACAUCACUGCCCAGAGACACAGAAAACGGGGCAAAAAGAAAACUAUGAAAGUGGUUGCUCUGCCUUUGCCGUGUAGGUGUGUGUGUGUGAGAGGAAUGCUGCCUGCCUAUGUAUCACGUUUCGCACUUUGUGUGUGUGUCUGUGCAGUGUUGAAUAGUGCAUAAAUUAUGGAAUUUCGGAUUUCUUUCGAGUUUCGUUUUAGUUUCAGAUUUUUCCCUUAAUCGAUCUGUUCUCUCUCGCUCAAAAAGGUUGCAUCCCCAAGAGAUGCACAAAGAGCGAGAGCGAGCGAGAGAGAGCGAGAUAAACAGACGCCGCCACUAACGCACACGCACACCAAUUCAAAUGCAGUUAGCUGGUAAAACUUGUUUUCUCCCUCUCUCUCUCUGCAAAAAGAGCAAAAGCCGCUAUUCGGCCGCUACUCGCUCUCUCGACACUCGCCGCUGCUACGACACAAACAGACAGACUAUAUACCAUAUAUAUGGCCGAUUCAAAGCUAGGCGAGCAAAAUUUCCAUUGUGUGUGGCGGCCAGCGUUCGCAGUCGGUUCGAAAAUUUCUGACUCGUCAUUUGUGCGCAAAAAACACUAAAUACAUCGCCAGAAAUUCAAGCCUGACUAUAACCAACAACAACAACAGCAACAUGCAUAAUUAUACAGUAUGUGUGUUUCAUUGCCAAAGCAACGUUUACGUUUAAAUUCUCUCUUGGGAGAGAGCAAAUAAAUAUAAAAUACACAUAAAUAAAUAAAUCAAAACCAAACAACCAAACAUCAAAUAGCAAAUUACAAACAAAAUUCAACAACAACAAAAUAUCGAAAGCAAAGAAACGAGUCGAAAGAGAGUUCAAUAUUUGUGUAUCCGUGUGUGUUGUCUCUCUCGCUCUCCUUCGCGUGUGUGUCCGUGCCUAUAUCUCUGUGUGUGUUGUGUGUGUCAGAAUCAAUAAUAAAAAAUAAUAUCCAAAAAAGAAUAAAAAUCAAGCAAGCAAAUGUGCAAAAUACUAAAGAAUUUCCAAAUCAACAACAAAUAACAACAUCAGAUAAAUAACAAUAAUAGCAAUACACUACAAGCAACAACGUUGAGAAAAUGAGGAGCUGCUGCUGUGCGAAGAAAACAAGCCAAGAACUAUGACGCAUCAAAAUCAUCAGACAAACGGCGCAAGUUUGGAGGAUUGCCACACAAACUUUUAUGCCUUGACUGAUUUAUGUGGAAUAAAAUGGCGGAAGUUCGUUAACGGGGAGCGGCCGAACGCAUCGAGCGAUCCAUUAGCGGACCCGAUCCUGCGCUCCUAUUCGCGAUGCAUCCAGGCGGACAUGCUGUGCGUGUGGAGGAGGGUCCAAUCCACGAAGACGGACAACGCCGACCCGAAUGCCUUAACCUUCGAGAUCACCACCUCAACCAAGGUCCACCCGCCCCUUUCGCUGGCCGCCGCCAAGGAGCUAUGGAUCUUCUGGUACGGCGAGGAGCCCGAUCUCAGUGAGCUGGUCGACGCCGAGCUGCUCAGAGUAGCGGCCAACCAAGCGCUUUGGAAUGGCACCUGGAAAGGAGCCCUUACUUACGAAUGCCGAUCGCUGCUCUUCAAGGCACUGCACAAUCUCAUGGAGAGGUUCGUGCUGACCAAGGACAUUGUGCGAUUUGGCAAAUGGUUUGUGCAGCCCUGCACUUCCAGCGAUCGUCUCUUUGGCCGAAGCUCUCAACACUUGUCCUUCUCAUUCACGUUCUUCGUUCACGGUGACACCGUCUGCGCCUCCAUUGAUCUUCGCGAGCAUCCCGCCGUUCGUCCGCUGACCAAGGAGCAUUUGGCCGAGGCGGCGGCUGCCUUUGCGGCGGCCAGUUCCCCGCCAGGAUCGACAGGAUCUGCGGCGUCAGCGGGCGGAGCAGUGCCUAAUUCUGGUCACGAUGCGAAUGGCGCCGGCAUGGAGCCCCUGGAUGGUGGGGAAGGUGCGGCCAAAGCGGCGCCGCCGGCCCAUGCACGCAAGGUGAUGUUGGCCCCAUUCGGAAUCGCGGCCAUACUCACCGGCAACAGCUACAAGGCCAGCGAUCCCAUAGCCGAGAAGAUCCUCGAGGACUGGGCCUCGUUUUUUCCGCUGUGCAAUAAGGACAACACGGAUGUACCACCCGUGGUGGAAGUGGUGUCGGGUGGUCAUAAGAUGUAUCAUCCCACGAACUACGUACUAGUCACAGACCUGGACGACAUGGAGCACAUGGAGUUCGUCGAGAUGCAGAAGAUGCAAAGCUCGGUGAGCGGAGCGGCGGCUGAGGCUUCGGUUUUGGCCUCACUUUCCUAUCCACCGGGUGCUGCAGCUGCUCCUCCUUCCCUGGGAGCGGGUCCAUCUGCUGCAGCGAUUCCUGUGGGUCCUGCUUCCCUCAACGCUCCAGGAGGAGGAGGAGGAGGAGGGGGCGGAAUGGCCUCCGUCACAAACGCCUCCGCCAAAGAGGUAUCCCGCAAGGCAGCUCCUCAGGCGGUCAGCGCCCUGGAGCGUCUCGCCUUCCAGCCCUACUACGAUCAACGGCCCACCUCGGGCUUCACCUUCAAUACCAACAAUACUCACAUACCCGCCUCGGCUGCCGUGGAAAUGCCGGAACGAACUUGGCAGGAUUGCGUGAUGAACACGCUUCACGUGGAUGCAGCAGCGGCAGCAGCAGCGGUGGCAUCUGCUACACCUUCCUCCGGAACGGGGACAUUGGCAGAUGGCGACGAGAAUGAGCAGAACAAACCGCCGCAGCAGGAUUCCAAGCAAUUGGUGCAGCAGCAGAUUCAACAGCAGCAGCAACAGCAACGACAGAAGCUCUGGAAUUUUGUGGAUCCCAUGCAAAAGGCGCCCUGCAUAUGCACCAACGCCCAAUACAGCAGCAGCGGUAGCAACAACAACAGCAACAUCAGCAACACCAAGCGACAACAGCAACCGCUGGGAUCGCCGGCAUUGCGAGCAGCAGUUAUCGGUGCCAGCGGUAAUAAGUCGUCAGCAUCGUCUUCGUCGUCAUCUUACCAGCAACAUUACCACCAGCAACAUCUGCAGCAGCAACAGCAACAACAGCGACCGGGAACACCUGUGCCACCGGCAUCAGCAGCAGCAGCAGCAGCAGUUACAUCGCAUCAUUCCAGUUCCCUGAGCAACACUUCCGCCUCCAAUUCUUCCGCGACCGCCCUCCGGCGUCACAAUGUGCCGUUCCACAAGCGGUUGCUCCAUUCGCUGGCAUCCACCGCCUCCUCCUCGGCCACGUUUAGAGCCAAAAACCACAGCAACACCACAACAGACACCAAUAUACCAAAACAAAGACAUCUGGGGAAUACACCUCAUGGAACGCCACAUGGCGGGGCCUCAACGUACUCCCGGAAUUCCUUGGGUGGCGACUCCUCAAUGCCAGUGGCCUCCGUGGAAUCACCGGCCACACCCGCACCCUCUCCGCAUCCCAAUUCAGCCCACUCUCAACCGACAUCCGUGCCGCCCGCUGAGCAACUACUCAAUAUGAGUCCGCAUGCGCCCACUUCCGUUUCCAAUCUGCAGCAGCCGCCGACGCCCAUCGACCACCUGCUGGAUAAAAAUACACCGGCGCCGACGCCGACGGACCAGCAUGACAACAAGAGCAUUACGGCCUCACCUUAUGUCCAUCAGACGCCCAGCGUGGAGCCGCCCUCCUAUACGGAUCAUGCGGCCGGCGGCGGCGGCGGGGGAGCAUCUGGUGGUGGGCAAUCCCUGAGCACUGGUCCCGGCAGUGUGCCCGCCCAGCAACCGGGCACGCCCACAGCAGCAACAUCAGCUGGUGGAACUGGUUCCUGUGGAGGUGCAAACGCAGUUGUUGGCAAUGCAGUGGGUACCAUCAGUGUGAAGAAGCUGGAGAUGCAGCAGCAGCAGCAGCAACAGCAGCAGACGCCAGCAACGGCAGCAAUGGCCAUCAGACAGGAUGCAGGUGCUCAGGGACGGGGGACAGGAGGUGUUACCUCCACCACGGAGGCCUUGAACAACCUAAGGCGACUGUACAGUCCGCCAAAGUUGACCCUUAAGGAUCCGGAUAGCUUCUACGAUGACGAGUGGCUCAAGGAGGUCAUCUACGAUUUUCAGUACCAGGAGAACUGGGACUAUCUGCCGGUGAAGCGACCGAAACUGGAUAAGCAACGUAGGCCAAGGUAUGCGAAGAACCUCUACGAGGGACAUACACAUGUGAAGCCGCUGAUGCCGUCACCCGGAUCCGUUUAUGGCUCACAGUUGCUCUCCCUGGAUGUGUCCGCGAAUUUGACAGGCGGAGGAGGAGUUGGAGGCGGAGGCGGAGGCUCAGCGACGGGCACAUCCAGUGGCGGUUUAGUGGGCAUUGCCAACAGUACGGCCAAUGGCAGCGAUGCAGAAGCGGAGAGUGGCAGCAGUUUCUUCCAGGGAUUGGACAUUAAGACAGAGCCCGGUUUGCACUCGCCCAACUGCAAGGAGACCUCGAAAUCUUCGGGUGGUGGAGGGAACAGCAGUGGCGGUGGAAGCGGUGGCAAUCUAUUCACCGCCGAAGGGCUGAAUCCAUCGCUCAACGAUCUGGAGCAGUUGUUCGAGACGAGCUCAAACGAUGAGUGCAGCAGUGUGCAGAUACACACGCCACCCGAUUCCAAUAAUCCCUCGAACGGCGGUUGCAGUGCUGUGACCAACACCAUCGAAGACCUCAAACGGAGCACAGCGGUGGCCAGUGCUGUGGUGGCAGCGGCAGCGGCGGCAGCAGCAGCGGCGGCGGCCUCGGGAGCGGGCAACAUUCAGGCGGAGGAUCUAACCAAAAUGUUUCCCACACCGCCGUCGCACGAGCAGCAGCAUCCGAACUCGAGUCCCUGCCAAACGGACGUGGUCAUGACGGAUCUCAGUGUGGACACAACCACCACUACCACCGCAACCACCACCACCGCAACCAGUAUAAGCAGCAGCAGCAGCGGGAGUGGUAACACGACUACCUGCAACACCACAAUUACGAGUAGUAUCAACACCACCACCACCACCACCACCACUGGCAAUUGUAGCAUCAAUGCCAGCAAUGCCAGCAAUGUCAGCAAUGCCAGCAAUACCAGUAUUAUCCUGGCAGCCGUACAAGCUCCCGUCACCGUGGUGGCCAUCCAGACCGUAUCCAAGCUGGUGAAGCAGGAGUAUAACCUGGAGUUGGGCAGCCCGGUGGAGGAGCCCAUCGAUGACUGGAACUUUGUCUAUCGACCGCCGCAGCAGGAGAAGUUUGUGGGCUCGACGCGCUAUGCACCGCUCACGAAUCUGCCCAGCCAAACGCAGCCGCCGUUGAGUCUGCCGCCGGGAUGCUAUUAUCAACCCACCUGGAGUAGUCACAAAUCCAGGGCGGCCACUCUGGCCAAGGCAGCGGCGGCUCAACAGCAGCAGCAUCAGAAGCAUCAGGCCCUGCAGCAGUGCAUCCAGUUGCAUCAGCAAAAGUUACAGCAGCUCCAGCACCAGCAUCAUCAGCAACAACAGCAACAGCAGGCGGCCGCAGCAGCAGCAGCAGCAGCGGCAGCGGCAGCGGCAUCGACGGGAGGCGUGGGCCAUCAGAAGCACCAGCAUCAGCAUCUGCAUGAUCUGCUAUCGGCGGCACCAAGGACACCGCUAACGCCCUCCACUGUGCCCCAACCGUUGAGCAGUGGCGGCAGUCAGUUGCUGCUGAAUCAGCUGAAUUGCCCACAGGCGCCGCCCGGCAGCUCCAUGCAGCAGGUGAUGCAGCGUGCCGGAAUGUCGCCCAUUUCACCGGGUCCCGGAAUGGGUCCCUAUGGCGCCCGUAGCAGUCCCAUGUCGAGGGCGACGCCCACGCAUCCACCGCCGCCAUAUCCAUAUGACCUGGCCGUUGCCAGUCCGGCCACCUCCACAUCAUCGUACUUGAAUCGGCCACUUCACUCGCAGGAGCAUCCGCACAUGCAUAAUAUGGGCGGCGGAGGAGGAGGAGGAGGAGCAGCAGGUGGCAUGGGUUCCGGAGGAGCUGGAUCUGGAGCUGGCGGACACAUGGGCAUGAUGCCGUACACUGGCGAUGCGGGCAUUGCCAGUGGCGGCACCGCGUUGGCAGCCGGUUCCUCCAGUUUGCUUCAGGAAUUGCCAGAAGUGAACUCUGUGCUGGUGAACAUCCUGCUCUACGACACGGCCCUGAAUGUCUUUCGGGAUCACAACUUUGAUAGCAGCAGUGUGUGUGUGUGCAAUGCGGAUACCCAGAAGAUUGGCAAUAUACGGGGAGCGGAUUCCGGCGUAUAUGUACCCCUGCCCGGCGUUAGCUUCAAUCCAUUUCCGACAGCUGGAGGUGGCGGUGGAGGUGGAGCAGCGGGAGCAGCGGGAGCUGCGGCAGCUGGACAACGGAUAGUGAAUGGACCCAGUUCGGCUGGUUUUGGCGGCAUGCGGAUGAUCAGUGCCUUUGGGGGUUCGCCGGCCUCCGCCUCGAUGCCCGGAGCUGGCUCCGGGCAUGGCCAUGGUCCGAACGGUGGCUCCAACUCGUCGUCCUGCACGCCGCCCAGCAGCAAUCCCCACAUCACCGGCUAUGUGGACGAUGAUCCCGUGGAGUGUACGUGUGGCUUCAGCGCAGUGGUCAACCGUCGACUCUCCCAUCGCGCUGGACUCUUCUACGAGGAUGAGGUGGAGAUAACGGGCAUAGCGGAUGAUCCGGGCAGGAAUAAGCAACCCUCGUUGCUCAGCAUCAUCCAGAGUCUGGGCAGGAAGAACCAGAUCAAACAGGGUAAUCCGGGUGAAACGAGUUCCGCCUUGGAGAAAGUCGGCGCGGGUGGUGUUUCCGGUGGACAGCUGGAGCAACUGGCCCAUGCCAUCUUUGACCUGCUGUUGGAUCAGUGCUCCAUCAUCCAGACAUCCAGCAGUUCCGUGCACAGAGCUCUCCAGGCGCAUCGGCGACGAAUGUCCCGCCAGCGGAGGAUCUUUGGCACGAAUGGAGCACCCACCGCCUCGUUGGCCUCGAUUGCCAAUGUCCUGGAGUUUAUGGAUGCGCACGACGUGAUCAGCUUGGCCCUGGAACAGGCGCGUUUGGCAUUCGAGAACCAGCGGAUGGACAACAUGAUGGACUUUCAUGGCAACGGCAGCAGUAGCUCCCAUCAGCAGCAACAACUCACGGCCUUUCAUGCCCCACCGCCGGCGCUGCGACACAAGCUGGCGGGGAUUGGCGCCGGCCGGUUGACGGUCCACAAGUGGCCAUAUCUUCCCGUUGGAUUCACGCGCAGCAACAAGGAGAUUGUGCGCACCAUGAAUGCCAUACAGCCGAUGCUGCAGAGUGCCUUCCACUGCAAGUCAAGGGGUGGCUCUGGCUCAAAGGAUGCCAGUUCGUACAAUACGGUGAGUGGACCGCUCACCUGGCGGCAAUUCCAUCGCCUGGCCGGUCGGGCAUCCGGACAAUGUGAACCGCAACCCAUACCCUCUGUGGUGGUGGGCUACGAAAAGGAUUGGAUAUCGGUGGCACCCCACUCCAUCCACUACUGGGAUAAGUUUCUCCUCGAACCCUACUCCUAUGCCAGGGAUGUGGUGUACGUGGUUGUGUGUCCGGACAACGAGCAUGUUGCUGGCUGCACACGCAGCUAUUUCCGUGAGCUAAGCAGCACCUACGAGAUGUGCAAGCUGGGCAAACACACCCCAAUUCGUGGCUGGGAGGGCAUCCUCCAAGUGGGAGCUUCUCGCAAUGUGCCCACAGAUCGGGAGACCACGCCGUUGGACGAUUGGUUGCGCACUCUCGAGCACACUGCUCUGGCGGAGCAAAUUCGUCGCUAUGCCGUGGCUUUUAUUCACCAAUUGGCUCCAUAUCUGAGCCGAGUGCCCAACGAUAAGACGCUGCUGAAUCCACCCGAUGGCACGGCCAACUCCAAUUCCAACAAGGGAGGCAGCUCUUCGUCCUCGAACAACGCUUCAGCCACUGGUCUGCCUGGUGGCGAUAACAUCACAAUGCCCACGGAUAACAUCAAACUGGAACCGGGCACCGAACCGCCAGUUGUUCAGCCAAUGGAAGUCACCGAAAUAAAACAGGAGGCGGGAACGGGAACGGGCACGGGCACGGGAAAAGGAGCCUCUGCUGCAGCUGCUGCAGCUGGUGACACUAAACCAGCGCUGAUCCUGGGCGAUCCCUUGGGCAUGGGCGAGACCCUGGAGGACAUCAAUCCAUCUGCCAUUGUUCUCUAUGUGGUGAAUCCGUUUACCUUCGCCUCGGAUAGCUGCGAACUGGAGCGAUUGGCUUUAAUUGCCCUGCUGCGUUGCUAUGCGGAACUCCUGAAGGCCGUUCCCGAUUCGGUGCGAGCGCAGAUGAGCAUACAGAUUAUAUCGUUGGAAUCGAUCAUGGAACUGGGACCCUGUGGCAAUCGAAGGCGUUUCUCCGAUGAGAUCAAGUGCCUGGCAUUGAACAUUUUUUCACAGUGCCGGCGACAUUUGGUGCACGCUCAGUCCGUGAAAAGUCUGACAGGCUUUGGAACGGCCGCCAAUAUGGAGGCGUUCCUCAAGACCAAGGACGAACCCAAUCGACGGGCCUACAAAAUGUACACCGCUCCCUUUGUCCUGGCGCCGAUGCACGAGCGAAAUGACAAGACGGACUUCACCAGAUCGGCGGGCAGUAUGCAUGGCCAGAAUGAACAUCGCUAUUCGGUGAUGUAUUGCAAUUACUGCCUGAGCGAGGAUCAGGCUUGGUUGCUGGCCACCGCCACAGAUGAAAGGGGCGAGUUGCUGGAGAAGAUCUGCAUCAACAUUGAUGUGCCGAAUCGUGCAAGGAGACGGAAAGCUCCCGCCCGUUAUGUGGCACUCAAGAAACUGAUGGACUUCAUCAUGGGCAUCAUCUCGCAGACAUCGCAGAUGUGGCGUUUGGUCAUCGGUCGCAUUGGACGGAUUGGGCACAGCGAGUUGAAGUCUUGGAGCUAUUUGCUGAGUAAGCAACAGCUGCAGAAGGCAUCCAAGCAGUUCAAGGACAUGUGCAAGCAAUGUACACUGAUGUAUCCACCGACCAUUCUGAGUGCCUGCCUGGUGACCCUGGAACCGGAUGCCAAGCUGCGCGUGAUGCCCGAUCAGUUUACGCCGGAUGAGCGCUUCUCACAGAUCUCGAUGCAGAAUCCACUGGCGACGCCGCAAGACGUUACCUGCACCCACAUCCUGGUCUUUCCCACCAGCGCCGUCUGUGCGCCCUUUACCCGCCAAUUCCAGAAUGAGCCGCAAGUGGAGGAUGAUUUCCUUACCUUCGAAGAGGAGGGAAACGAGGACUUCAGCGAUGCGGAUAUUGGGGAUAUUUUCUGGGACAGCCACAUAGACAGAAAUUCCAAUCAUGGUAGUCCAGGACGCAUGGACGACAAUCGCAGUUGGCAGAGCGCCGGUGGCAACAACUUUAAGUGUACACCGCCCCAGGAAGUGGAGGAGGUUGGUUCGCUCAAUCAGCAGCCGAUUUCAGUGGGCUACAUGGUGUCAACGGCGCCAACGGGUCGCAUGCCCGCUUGGUUUUGGUCCGCCUGUCCGCAUCUGGAGGAUGUGUGCCCCGUGUUCCUUAAGACAGCCUUACACCUGCAUGUGCCCAGUAUACAGACUGCCGACGAUAUCCUCAAUUCGACCAAUGCCCAUCAGUCGGCCAACGAUCAUCCGCUGGACUCGAUUCUCACGGCGGAUGUGCUGCGAUUCGUCCUCGAGGGAUACAAUGCCCUCUCCUGGCUGGCCCUUGACUCCAAUACACACGAUCGCCUCUCCUGUCUACCCAUCAAUGUCCAGACGCUUAUGGAUCUGUACUAUCUGACGGCGGCCAUAGCCUAAGGUCCAGCGAUUUAAGAUUUCAGAUGUCAGAUGACAGAUGACAGAUUCCAGAUCUCUGAUCCCCGGAUCACUUCAAAACUGAAUCAAUCAAUCAAACGCAGUCGCAUGCUUCCGUUUGCAGAACUUCCACUAGCUAUAUCAACCUCAAUGAACAGCAAAAUAGAAAACCGAAAAGAUCUUGAACAGAAUCCAACACCAAGCAACCAAGAAUCGAAGUUAACAGAAUCCAAAAACACCAACAGAACAACAACAAGAGCAAUAGCAGCAGCAGUUAACGCAACGCACAGAUUACUUAGCAUAAUCAACAUGAAAACAACACUAAACAAAACAAAACAAAACAAAACAACACUAAACAAAAGAGAUCACCGAUGAGAGCAGCGGAUAAAACUUUAUCGUCUACCGAUAAGUCUUGAACAGCAACAGCAUUACUAUUUAUUAAUCGUCGAGAAUUUGUAAAAGUGUCAAGUGCAAGAAUUGUUUGUUUAAUUUUAUUUUUUUAUACAUAUACAUAGGCUGGCGUUCGAUUAGUGUUUAAUAUUUAUAAAUAUACAAAAAACGAUGAGCGAAUGAGUAAUAGCGAAAAGCAAACAACAACAAACAACCACACAACAUGUAGGCAUAUAGGUCAUAUAUACAAUAGUGGCGUGGAUGAAAGCGAGUAACAUAUUUAGGCUAAGUAACAAAGUUUGUACAUAUUUACAACCAAUUCGCCGUAAGCAGCAACAGCAACAACAACAAAGCAAAACAGAAGUGUAAUUAUACAAUUAGUAAAUAGUUUACAACAAAUUGAACGAUGAGGAGGAGGAGUAGAAAGAGAAGAAGGAGGCCCUAUUUAAAUAUAAUAAAUUAAAUCAAUAAAUUGUGUAAAUUUUUGUGCAAAGCGAGAAUUAGUUUAAAUUUAAAUUAUACAAGAAGAAAGUGUGAAAACCAACCCCAAAAGAACCCAAACACACGCAUUAAACACACCCACACGAUGGAAACAAACAAAACAUAUAAAUAACUGAAACGGUAUACUGUAAAUUGCAUAUAUAAAAACUAUAUAUAUCUGGACGCCAAGCGCAGAUGAUGAACGACGAGUAGGAGUAAGAGGAGGAUGAGGAUGAGGACAGGAUUUAGUGUUAGGAUGAGCGUUAGGAAGAGUUUUUAAUUUCGUGUGUUUUUUGUUGUCUCUUGUUUUCGUAUAAUCCUAGGGAAACAUUUGUAUUUCACACAGAUACUGAACACACCCACAAAAGAAAGAAAGAAACAAACAAACAAACACACACACACACCACUCACAUAGCCAAUUUUCUAAUAAUGAAAUACUUAAACGAAAAUGUGUACAAAUUAAUAAUAAUGCUUGUAAAGAACGGGAAAGCUUUCUACACUCACCAACAACACCACAACAACAAUUGAUUUUGCACGUUGAAACGAUUUUCGCUAGGUUUAAGUUUAAAACAAAAUCAAUUAAGUAAAAAGAGGAAAACAAUUAUUAAACAAUGAAAUUAUUUUUACCUGUGUAUUUUAAUUAGCAUAAAUUGUGUAAACAACAAAACCUACGAUUACAAAGACGUUUUCUAGUAAUUAUCCACAACAACAUAAAAACACACAACACCCCCCACAUGCAUAUCUUUUAAGUAGUUUCGAUUUCAUUUAGUAUUCUAUUAUUUGUGUAAUAAACCGAACUUAUUUGCAAA